This is a messenger RNA of Xenopus laevis (African clawed frog), 1987 nucleotides long. It is a transcript of the gene sox13.S, whose product is annotated as SRY-box 13 S homeolog. Gene Ontology annotation, molecular function: RNA polymerase II cis-regulatory region sequence-specific DNA binding; DNA-binding transcription factor activity, RNA polymerase II-specific. Gene Ontology annotation, cellular component: nucleus. Lineage: Eukaryota; Metazoa; Chordata; Amphibia; Anura; Pipidae. The record is from RefSeq and is marked provisional. Gene Ontology annotation, biological process: cell fate commitment; regulation of transcription by RNA polymerase II.
CGCAGCAGGGGGCGGGCAGGAAACUACAAUUCCUUCCCAGGAGAGACACUCACAACCAGAGCGACAGGCGUGUGAGAUAGAGUGUCGCACAACACAUUACAGACAAUUGUAAAGCAAACGAGGAUACUAACAAUACUGGAUUUAGCAGAGAGCACACAGAAGAUCAGGAUUUCUCAUAUUGGGAGACUCGGUGUGCCAAAAAGUGAUUGUUGGAGAGACAGACUCAAGUGGAUACAAUUUGAAAUAGCAUGAUUGCUUAAAUGGAUACCAUACAGGGUGAGCUGGUAUACUGUCCUGCAAACGAGCAGGAAUGCAGAAUAUCUGCAAAGAUACCAAUCUCUCCAAGUGAAGACACAGGAGGGCCCUGCCUUAAAGUGGAGGAAGAUUAUGAGGAGGUUUCUUUACAAACUGGCAUUGUCCCGGUGUUCAUCAAACAGGAUUAUGAAUCUUCUUCUCAGGAUGCUAAUGACUUGUGCAAACCUCAGGGUGACGCCCCUGCGUCUGACAGAAAAGAGGAAAAUCUGAAGCUAAGCAAAACAGUGAGUGAUGCUAUGCCUGCUCUAGAGAAGUUUCUAUCUAACGACUGGAAGGAAAUACUUCUAGGAAAUUCGACUGUAGGAAGCAAAGAUUUCAAGGGUACUAAGGAAAGCUUGGCUGAGAAGGAGCUGCAGUUGCUGCUUAUGAUUCACCAACUGACAGGACUGAGAGAUCAAUUGCUCAGUGCACAUUCUGAGCACAGAAAUUUGGCAGCCAUGUUGUUUGAAAAACAGCAGCAGCAGAUGGAUUUGGCAAGGCAACAGCAGGAGCAGAUAGCAAAACAGCAACAACAAUUGAUCCAGCAACAGCACAAGAUCAAUAUGUUGCAGCAGCAGAUUCAGCAGGUGAACAUGCCUUAUGUGAUGAUUCCUGCAUUUCCCUCUGCUCAGACUGUUUCAGCAGAACCCCAGAUGUCACUUCCUAUCCAACCUAUUCCAUGCAAGCCUGUAGAAUACCCCAUGCCACUUCUUCACAACUCCCAUGCAGGAAGAGGCUCUGCAUCUGCCAAACACCAGGAAACAUCCCAGCCUUUAAAUUUAACAGCCAAACCCAAAUGUCCUGACCAGUUUCCCAACUCCAGCAGUUCUCCUGAAUUCAGAAUGUCCCCAGUGGGCAGCCAAUGUGGAGGUACCAUGGAUUCUGCAUCUAGCUCCCAGAAAGCAAAUUUACCACUGGGUUUUCUAGGAGAAGGGGAUGCCAUAACUAAAGCAAUUCAGGAAGCAUGUCAGUUGCUUCAUGGGCAGAACACAUCUCCAGAACAUUGUCAACAAAAUUACAGGAAGGAGCUUUUGGAUACCCUGCCAGAGAAGAAUAUCCAGGAUGUGACUUCUCUACAUCACACAGAAGCAUCUCUUUUAAGAUGCAGCAUGGAUAUAGAUGGAUCCCGUGGUAAUCACAUUAAACGUCCAAUGAAUGCGUUUAUGGUGUGGGCAAAAGAUGAGAGGAGGAAGAUCUUGCAAGCAUUUCCUGACAUGCAUAAUUCUAGCAUCAGUAAGAUUCUAGGGUCUCGUUGGAAAUCUAUGAGUAACGGCGAGAAGCAGCCCUAUUAUGAGGAGCAAGCAAGGCUUAGUCGCCAACACUUGGAGAGAUAUCCAGACUAUAAGUACAAGCCGCGCCCCAAGCGCACAUGCAUUGUUGAGGGAAAGAGACUACGUGUUGGAGAGUACAAAGUUCUCAUGAAGAACCGCAGGCAAGAUACAAGGUCUCUAGGAUCUCUACAAUGUCCCCCUUCACCAUCUGGAUUCUCUUCACAGUCUUUGCUGGGCAAUCUGUCACAGUCUCCACAGGAAUGUAAUAUUCAAGUGGUUACCAGUCAGUGUCUGAUGUCACAUGAACUCCAUGGGGCUAUCCAUAUGGCCAAAGAUAUCUGUAGCGACUCUGAAGAUUCUGUAAAGAGUGAUGGGGAACUGGUGGUGAUAACAGACUGAUGAAAAGUAAAAAAAAAAAAAAA